UGCGGCGGCGCGGGGCGGCCCCGGCAAUGGCGGCGCCGGGCCCUGAGGAGCUGCGGGCGGGCGGGACGGGACCCGCGGGCGGCCCGGGGCUGAGCUCGGGGCUGGGCCCCGUCCCGCCGCACCCCGGCGUGCCCCCACACCCUGGGGUGUCGCGGCGGCGCGGGCGCACGCUGCUGGUGCGGCACCUGCCCGCCGAGCUGACGGCGGCGGAGAAGGAGGAUCUGCUGCAGCACUUCGGGGCCGUGUCUGUGCGCGUCCUGUCGGACCACGGGCGGCUGAAACAUACUGCUUUUGCUACCUUUCCCAGUGAAAAUGCAGCUGCAAAGGCUUUAUCAAGACUGCAUCAGCUGAAACUUUUGGGUCACACGUUAGUGGUUGAAUUUGCGAAGGAGCAAGAGAGUGUACAGGUACUUAGCCAGCCUUCUGUCUCAGACAAGUGCAAAAGUUCAGAAGAACCAGUGAAAGAAGAAGAGAAGAUAGAACCAAGCUGUGUUAAGAUAGAGAAUGGAAUUGCACCCAACCAUGGCCUCACCUUUCCCAUCAAUUCUUGCCUCAAGUAUUUGUAUCCACCACCUUCAAGUGCAAUUCUAGCAAAUAUAGCAAAUGCCUUGGCAAGCGUGCCCAAAUUUUAUGUGCAGGUACUUCAUCUAAUGAAUAAAAUGAAUCUUCCUCCACCUUUUGGACCAAUUACUGCUCGCCCUCCUAUGUAUGAAGAAUAUUUACCAGUGCCUGUGCCACCUCCCCCAAUCCCACCUCUGCCUCCUGAAGAGCCUCCAUUGCCUGAAGAGGAAGAAGAACUGUCUAGUGGGGAUGAAUCAGAAUAUGAAAGUGAUAAUGAUGAGGAAAAGGAGAGAAUGACCAAGUUGAUGGAAUUAGCAACCCUUCAGCCUAAAAGACCAAUAAACACAAAGAAACGUAGUGUUAGAAAAAAGCAAAGAAUUAAAGACAUGUUGAAUGUUCCUGUGUGUACUUCCCACAGUAACUUGCAUCCUACAUUGUCACCUUCAGAUGUCUUUGAGCAGCCACAGCACAUAGGCCAUAAAAAAAUAGAGUUUCAUAUUAGUACUGAGAUCCCAGCUGUUCUUCAGAUAAACUCAGAAAAAGAAGAAAAAAAUGACCUUAAUGCAACAACAGAAGAAAUCAAUAAUACAGGCUUUGGAAGGAUUUUCCCAGCUCCUAGCUCAAAUGAUAAAAUGGAAACUGAAGAGGAGGAUGAUGAAAUACCAUCAGAAUUUAUUUCUAGAAAGGAUCUAGAAAAAAACAGGCUUUCUAGAGAAGAAAUGGAAAAAUUUUCUGUUUUCAAAAACUAUGAGCCAGGUGAUCCAAAUUGCAGGAUAUAUGUGAAGAAUUUAGCUAARCAAGUUCAAGAAAAGGAUCUCAAGUUCAUUUUUGGAAGAUACGUUGACUUCCAAUCAGAGGUGGAGCGCAAUAUGUUUGAUAUCCGUUUGAUGAAAGAAGGCCGUAUGAAGGGACAGGCUUUCAUUGGACUUCCCAAUGAAAAAGCAGCUGCUAAAGCAUUAAAAGAAGCAAAUGGAUAUGUCUUAUUUGAGAAACCCAUGGUGGUUCAAUUUGCUCGUUCAGCUAGACCAAAACAAGAUGCCAACGAAGGGAAAAGAAAAAAGUAGAACAYUGCACAAGAAACAUUCCUGCGUAAAUACUGCAGUAAUACUGUCAUGCAGAGUGUAUCCUUUCUUGUUGUAUCCUUUUUUUGUGCAAUGUUUCCUGUAGCACUCAACUGCAUCUCAGGUUUUCAUAUAGAGUAGGUGCGGGGAGGAGCUAACAUGUUUUAAGCUUGAGCUAGUGUGGUAAUUUUAAAAAGCAGACUCGGGGAAAAUUGUCUGUAUUGUGUGAAUAGACACAAUGAAGGUUCCUGGUCAUAAAAGGUGGCCUUCACCUUCUUCCUCAGACCUCAACAAUUUGUGGUCCCAUUCCUUAGUGGAUCAGUUCUAGCUCAUACAAGGUGAUCUGUGUGAAGCUGUGCAGAGCUCACACUGACCAAUUUACCCUGUUUUACUUUAAAUACAUAUUAAUAUAAUAAUAUGUUGGCURAAAUAUGUUGCAGAGCAGUCUGAAUAUUAAGGGGUUGACCAUAUUUUAGAUAAUUUGAUUACUGUUGCCCUGGUAUAUGAGAAACAAUCUGUAGUUGAUUUAGUUUAUACAUUCCUUACUUUGUCUUUUUUUGAGUAAAGAAGAAAAUUAACAAUAUCUUGSAAUGAAAUAUUUGGAGUUGGACUAAUAAUCAAACUAUUAAUUACUGCUACCUUUUGGUUGGUUGGUUGGAUUUUGUUAGAUUGCUCUCUGCACUGAGGUAGUGUUGUUGCUAGUAACUUACAUAUUUCUUGUGGGUUUCACACUACAUUACURUUUAAUUUUCUAUAAUAUAAAAUUACUACAGCCUGCAUCUAUUAAGUUGUAUUUUUUUAAACAUUAAGCACUUUUUAAAAUACUAAGCAUCUUUCAAUUCAGUUGACAGAAGCCAGUAUAACACUUCUAUUUUCUAGUAGUUCUUAGUUUUAACAUGCCUUUGUGAUGUUCCAGGUCCCUUUUGUGUUCCAUCUCUUUCAAGUCUUAUCAAGCUGGGGAAGAAGCAGUGUAUUCAUCAGGACUCUUGAACUGUGCGUAGUAGCAUUUCUAAAGUAUUAAGGCAGAGAAUAAAUGUUCUCGUCUUACAGAUUCCACAUAUCUCUAAGUAUCACAAGAACUUACAUCAGAAAUGUAUGUUAGUUUGCUUGUGAAAUCUAAUAAAUUAUUUCCCUUCUCUUCA
Messenger RNA from Malurus melanocephalus (red-backed fairy wren), 2764 nucleotides. RefSeq names its product RNA binding region (RNP1, RRM) containing 3 (gene RNPC3). The record is from RefSeq and is a predicted model, not a curated record. Gene Ontology annotation, cellular component: U12-type spliceosomal complex. Lineage: Eukaryota; Metazoa; Chordata; Aves; Passeriformes; Maluridae. Gene Ontology annotation, molecular function: U12 snRNA binding; pre-mRNA intronic binding; protein binding. Gene Ontology annotation, biological process: mRNA splicing, via spliceosome. The transcript has 15 exons. The coding region runs from base 27 to 1625 and encodes 532 amino acids.